AUGUUGAUGGUUAUUUUCCUUUUAGUUUCAGAGCCCACCAUGAAGAGACUCUUGGUGCUUUGUGACUGCCUCUGGGCCUGGAGCCUCCUCCUGAAUGCACUGACUGAAAGAAGCUACGGACAAACGUCAUCACAAGAUGAACUUAAAGACAACACCACAGUAUUUACCAGGAUAUUGGAUCGUCUGCUGGAUGGCUAUGAUAACCGCUUGAGACCAGGACUGGGAGAGCGUGUAACUGAAGUGAAGACUGACAUCUUCGUCACCAGUUUUGGGCCUGUUUCAGACCAUGAUAUGGAAUACACUAUAGAUGUAUUUUUCCGCCAAAGCUGGAAAGAUGAGAGAUUAAAAUUCAAAGGACCUAUGACCGUUCUCCGGCUAAAUAAUUUAAUGGCCAGCAAAAUCUGGACACCUGAUACGUUUUUCCACAAUGGAAAGAAGUCAGUGGCUCAUAACAUGACAAUGCCAAAUAAACUAUUACGAAUUACAGAGGAUGGGACAUUGCUAUACACAAUGAGAUUGACUGUGAGAGCAGAAUGUCCAAUGCAUUUAGAAGACUUUCCUAUGGAUGUACAUGCUUGCCCCUUGAAAUUUGGAAGCUAUGCUUAUACCAGAGCAGAGGUUGUGUAUGAAUGGACACGGGAACCAGCAAGGUCAGUAGUUGUGGCUGAAGACGGCUCUCGAUUGAACCAAUAUGAUCUCCUUGGACAAACUGUGGACUCUGGAAUUGUUCAGUCCAGUACAGGGGAAUAUGUUGUUAUGACUACACAUUUUCAUUUGAAGAGGAAGAUUGGUUACUUUGUCAUCCAGACUUAUCUGCCAUGCAUCAUGACAGUGAUACUCUCACAGGUGUCCUUCUGGCUUAAUAGAGAAUCUGUUCCAGCAAGAACUGUAUUUGGAGUGACAACUGUCCUGACAAUGACUACCCUGAGCAUAAGUGCAAGGAAUUCGCUCCCCAAGGUGGCCUAUGCCACUGCCAUGGAUUGGUUUAUAGCCGUGUGCUAUGCCUUUGUGUUUUCUGCACUCAUUGAGUUUGCAACUGUGAAUUACUUCACAAAGAGAGGCUAUGCAUGGGAUGGCAAAAGCGUCGUUCCUGAAAAGCCAAAGAAAGUGAAGGAUCCUCUCAUUAAGAAAAAUAACACUUACACAGCUGCAGCUACAAGCUACACCCCUAAUAUUGCAAGGGACCCUGGGCUGGCAACCAUUGCUAAAAGUGCAACGAUCGAGCCCAAAGAAGUUAAGCCAGAAACAAAACCUGCAGAACCCAAGAAAACUUUUAACAGCGUCAGUAAAAUUGAUCGACUAUCAAGAAUAGCCUUCCCCUUGCUUUUUGGAAUCUUUAACUUAGUCUAUUGGGCUACCUAUUUAAACCGGGAGCCCCAGUUAAAAGCUCCAACUCCACAUCAAUAACCUCAUUUAUUUGUACAGUUCUGUUUUGUCAUUUGCUCUGGGAAUUGCUUCCCGUUUUCACAUACAGUAAUUCCCAUUUGCUUCAUUGCCUCUGUCUUAAAGAAAAUAAAGGUUUCUUUAUUUAACAAAAGGUAAAAUAUAUCGGUAUAUUUUAAAAACCUGUGGGUGAGAGAGAGAACAAUAUAAGCUAUAUACUUUAGAAAAGUAAUUCUGAAGAUGGGAAAGAGUUGUAG
This is a messenger RNA of Nestor notabilis (Kea), 1640 nucleotides long. It is a transcript of the gene GABRA1, whose product is annotated as gamma-aminobutyric acid (GABA) A receptor, alpha 1. Gene Ontology annotation, biological process: regulation of postsynaptic membrane potential; nervous system process; synaptic transmission, GABAergic. Gene Ontology annotation, cellular component: dendrite membrane; postsynapse; neuron projection. The transcript has 9 exons. Gene Ontology annotation, molecular function: GABA-gated chloride ion channel activity; benzodiazepine receptor activity; GABA-A receptor activity. Lineage: Eukaryota; Metazoa; Chordata; Aves; Psittaciformes; Psittacidae. The record is from RefSeq and is a predicted model, not a curated record. The coding region runs from base 1 to 1407 and encodes 468 amino acids.